AUGUCAUUCGCUGUUUCUUCACUUCUGUCCAAUUCGCGUUCCACUUGGCCAAUUUGCGUAUACAAUCGUGUUCUUUCUGUGCCUCUCUUGUUCCUUCGUGCUCCCUCCCUCUCGCUCUCUCCUUCUGAACGAGCCCAGCCCGAAGGGGAAGGCUGGUCUGGGGUGUGUGGGGACAGGGUAAAGGACAACCUCAUCUCCCACUUCGGGCCGAGCCAGCAGCCAAUCCGGACGGGGCAGACGGCCGUUUGUCGAGGUCCGGAGGCCACAAACCACACGACCUGUUCAACUGGCCAGUCAGGCCUUACUACUCGUUCUCUGUCCUCUCUCACUCUCGCCCAUGUCUACUCGCCGUGUUCUAGGCUCUUGCAAACACCUCCCCGAGGUCGACUCCUUCACCUUUCCCAAACCCAUCCCGGCUCCCACCGCCCCUCUACGGUCAAUGGGAUCGCUGUGGCCGGAGUUGCUGGCUCCUCUUCCGACCUAUCACAACUUUACGUGCAUUACAAAGCCCAUGGACAGGACGUGCAGUUGGAAACAUACUGUCCAACCUCUUCCCUAACAAACUCACCUAUCUUUCCUCCUCCAAUUGCCUCUGUUCCCGCCUCCCCUUUCCCUCAAGUCAAGUCAAGUCAAGUCCGGCCUAAUCGACUGCAGUCCAGUCAAGUCGAGUCCCUUCUGAUCCACAACAGUCGCCUCGAGAAGUCUGGCUACAGAUCGCGAUCUUCUCGCUUGCUCUGCCCUCCUUCCGGCCUGUUCACGUCUCGUUGA
Protopolystoma xenopodis is the source of this 768-nucleotide messenger RNA. The record is from the annotation of a GenBank genome assembly. Lineage: Eukaryota; Metazoa; Platyhelminthes; Monogenea; Polystomatidea; Polystomatidae.